CGCUGACCUCGCUACCAAGCCUUUUGGGAUGCAUGACAAGGGGAUGCAUGCCGCUGCCAUCGAUGUGUGGGGAGGAUGAUACGCGAAUGCCGCCUUUGCAGCCGUCUGGUGGCCUGAAGGCUCACUAUCACAUACCGAGGCGAUGGUGGGUGGAAUCUCGCAAUUCAUCUUCCGACCACCAAUCCUCGCCCAUUCGAACAUGCCGGCAUGAGCACUGGACGAGCACAGGACCCCGUGCAAGCGAGACACGACAGGGUGAUGUGAUUCUGUUAUCAGCCGUGGGCGGAGCUCGCCAACUCACCAGCCGCCGGCAUCGGCGCCCUUGCAGGGAAAGUGCAAGGGACCUUUCAGUCAGAGGGUGGCCUGCGUCUCAUCGCAGCAGCUCAAGUGAGCAAAUCGCGGAGCUGGCCACAGAUGCCAUUCGAGCCGGCUUGCACGACUCGUCGAGGCACAGCCCACGAUGGCCCGGCACCUCAGGGCGUGGGACUGCACGACAUUAGAGUGUGCCGUCUGCGGCUCAUCUGCCGAGCCACUGCCGCGAUCUCCAGCCCACUCAUGUCCACCAUCCUAGUAUUGGAGUGCGCACCCCGCCUUGGGCCCGUCGCCAUGCCCCUCCGUUCUUAGGCCGAUCCGCGCCGCCAAUUUUCUCGACUGUUCCUGAGCUCGGCCGUCCAUUGUGCUCCCCACGAGACCAUUGCAAUCGGGCCGUGUCGUCUCCUCUUUGGCCU
Microdochium trichocladiopsis is the source of this 728-nucleotide messenger RNA. RefSeq lists its product as uncharacterized. The coding region runs from base 33 to 500 and encodes 155 amino acids. The record is from RefSeq and is a predicted model, not a curated record. The transcript has a single exon. Lineage: Eukaryota; Fungi; Ascomycota; Sordariomycetes; Xylariales; Microdochiaceae.